Exophiala bonariae is the source of this 2415-nucleotide messenger RNA. RefSeq lists its product as uncharacterized. Gene Ontology annotation, biological process: GABA catabolic process. Bases 1 to 2415 code for a protein of 804 amino acids. The record is from RefSeq and is a predicted model, not a curated record. Gene Ontology annotation, cellular component: cytoplasm. Gene Ontology annotation, molecular function: NAD binding; succinate-semialdehyde dehydrogenase (NAD+) activity; NADP binding. The transcript has 6 exons. NCBI's taxonomy places the organism in Eukaryota, Fungi, Ascomycota, Eurotiomycetes, Chaetothyriales, Herpotrichiellaceae.
AUGCCAUCUGCAAUGACGACCUAUGGCUUCAUCGGCCUUGGCCAGAUGGGCCAUGGGAUGGCAAAGAAUAUUCGUUCACGUGUCCCACCAUCUUGUGUUUUGCUCAUCUACGACAUCAACCAGAAUAUUGUCCAAGAAUUUGUUAAGGACUUUGGAGAAAAGGGAAACAUCGUCGCCACUACCUCCCCAAAGGACGUUGCAAGUCGAGCAGACAUCAUCCUGACUUCAUUGCCUCAGGCGCCUCAUGUCCAAAAAGUGUUCCUGGAUCCAGAUACUGGACUCCUUGCUGAACCCCCCAGACCUGGACGAAGAAUUCUGUUCCUGGAGCUCAGUACCAUCGAUGCCGCAGUUUCAAGCAACAUCGCAGGAAACGUUGAAACCGGGGGAUAUGGUACUUUUGUCGAUGCCCCUUGCUCGGGUGGUGCCAUGGGCGCCGAAGCUGCCACAUUGUCGUUUAUGGUUGGCUGCGAUGACUCUCUGUAUCCAGAAGUCUUUUCCACCUGCAGCCUCAUGGGGGGAGCGGCAUCCAUUUUCCAUUGCGGUGGUCGAGGAUCCGGUUUGAAGAUCAAACUAUUGAAUAACUAUCUCUCCUCGCUCACAGCUCUCGCGACGGCGGAGACUAUGAACAUUGGGCUCCGAGCAGGAGUCGACGCUCGCCGUCUUAAUGACGUGCUGAACGCGAGUUCCGGCAUGAGUUUCAACAGCAAGGUGAACAAUCCGGUACCGGGUCUGACACCAGGGAAUGCAGCAAGUAAGGGCUAUGCUGGGGGUUUCUCCUUAGAGCUGUGUCUGGGAGUGCUGGAGUUGGGCUAUAAGACGGCGCAAGAUGUUGGCGCGAAGACUGUGCUGGGAGGACCGAUGCUGCAUGCCUUCAGGGACGCCAGCAAAGACGAGCAGUACUUGGUUGGUGAAAUGAUGGCAGCCCUGAAACUCAGAGAUCAAAAACUGUUGCGCACAGAAGCUUUCAUUGACGGCGAAUGGAGGCCGGCGCGGAGUGGCGAAGGAGUAUUUGAAGUGACUAAUCCAGCAACAUCUGAGACCAUAUCAAUCUUGCCCGACCUUGGCCAGGACGCCUGUAACGACGCCAUCAAUGGAGCCGUACGUGCCGGAAGUGAGUUGAAAAGAAUGACUGGCAAGGCUAAGAGUGAAUUGCUCCUCAAGUGGCAUGCUCUUGUGAUAAACGCGGUGGAAGAUCUGGCAGCAAUUAUUACAGCCGAGAAUGGCAAAACUCGAGCGGAAGCCCAUGGGGAAGUAGUUUACGCUGCAGACUUCCUGUAUUGGUUUGCAGGAACUGCACCUCGCAUGGAUGGUUCGACAUACCAAGCAUCGAACUCUGCUAACCGAAUCGUUACUAUCAAGCAACCUGUAGGGCCUGUAGGCAUCAUCACACCGUGGAACUUCCCAGCAGCUAUGAUCACAAGGAAAGUUGGGGCAGCCAUCGCCGCUGGAUGUCCUUGUAUAGUCAAGCCAGCAGCUGAAACGCCACUGACGGCACUGGCACUUGCAGAGCUUGCGCGUCGCGCUGGUUUCACUGCUGGUUAUCUGAAUAUUGUGACGACUCUCAAGAACACAGUCGAUGUUGGAAGAUCAUUGACCCAGCACGCAGCCAUCCGCAAGUUUUCUUUCACUGGAUCAACUGCUAUUGGAAAACUGCUGGCUGCCCAGUGUACGUCAACGGUGAAAAGAGUUAGCCUCGAAUUGGGCGGCAAUGCACCGUUCAUCGUUUUCGACGACGCAGAUCUAGAGAGUGCUGUCGACGCUAUUCUCGCGAGCAAGUUUCGUCUGUCAGGCCAGACUUGCGUUUGUGCGAAUCGGGUAUACGUCCAGUCAGGCAUCUAUGACGCUUUAUCUGCGGCUGUCGCAAAAAAAGUUUCGUCUUUCUGCCUAGGUCCAGGCACAGACCCAAAUUCUACCCACGGUCCGCUCAUCAACAAAACUGCGGCCGUGAAAGUUGCAAGGCAUGUGGAAGACGCAGUCAAUCUUGGUGCAAGAAUCAUAGUUGGUGGAGAAACAGCCCUCCAUUUGGGUGAAGCAUUUUUUCAACCUACUGUCCUUGUGGACGUUAACCCAAGAGCAUUAUGCACAAGAGAAGAAACCUUCGGGCCUCUUCUUCCCUUGAUCAAGUUUAAAGACGAACAGGAUGUUCUUGAAAUGGCAAAUGAUUCGCCUUUUGGCUUGGCGGGCUACUUCUUCACUGAGAAUGUAACAAGAGCGUGGCGUGUAGCGGAGGCUAUGGAAGUGGGUAUGGUACGUAUCGCAAAGCUGUACGCGCCAUUCAGGGCUAAUAUAACACAGGUUGGAGUCAACACUGGUGCCGUUAGUGAUGUUGCUUCGCCUUUCGGAGGCAUCAAAGAGAGCGGGCAAGGACGAGAGGUAUGUCAACUAAGUCAUCUCAAGAAUUUACACGUUAGCUGA